This is a messenger RNA of Bombus terrestris (buff-tailed bumblebee), 3928 nucleotides long. It is a transcript of the gene Ipk1, whose product is annotated as inositol-pentakisphosphate 2-kinase. Lineage: Eukaryota; Metazoa; Arthropoda; Insecta; Hymenoptera; Apidae. Gene Ontology annotation, biological process: inositol phosphate biosynthetic process. Gene Ontology annotation, molecular function: inositol-1,3,4,5,6-pentakisphosphate 2-kinase activity; ATP binding. The coding region runs from base 598 to 2481 and encodes 627 amino acids. The transcript has 8 exons. The record is from RefSeq and is a predicted model, not a curated record. Gene Ontology annotation, cellular component: nucleus.
AGUUUAUAGCCCUCCAUAAAAAGAAAUAGUUGUAACGGCACUCGACAGUAAGCAUAUUAAUGGUUUCUCUCUUGUGGCCCGUCAUACGCAGACCCUAUUCUAUGGGUAGGUCGAUUGCCGGUUGUCGAGACAUUCGCAAAACAUCUGCAGCCAGCCUAAUGACCCGUCAUAAACCUUAAACCUUAAUUAACGAAAAUAGGUAAACAGUCCUUUUUCCGCAAAUGACACUUCCGAAGACUAACCAAUUUAACAAUAACGGCAAUUUCUCUCACUCUCCGAACGAAGACUUGUCUCCACGAAUAUAAAAGGCCCGGGGCCACGAGAGAGUAGAGCAGUUUUUCCGAAACAGCGUGACAGUGAGAGCUUCGAGUACGACUAAGGUAUCAUUUCGACGGAGUGCUUAAUUCGCGUGCUAACUGAGAGUGCCACCAAAGAGUUGCCAACGAGUAAAGGGUAAAGGAGUCCCGUUGACCGCGGAUUCGUUAUCGGACCUAAGACUAUUGUCAUUCGCAUCGCGAGUACUUAACCGCCGCAGUUUAUUUGUCAAACUUCACAUCUCCAUACUUGUGCCAAUAAACUCUGGAUCGUACCUUGACAAUGGCUAAUACUGGCGAAGAUUCAUUACCUGCCGACACCUCCGACCCUACUGGCUCUCCGAUAUAUAUGGAUAAAGAUAAAACAAUGACAAUCAAUGAAGGAAAUCCUGUGCCGACCGCAACCUUUUCUUCAGAAUCGAUGACCACUUCCACCGGAAGCUUGGAUGAUGAUUCCACAACGACGUCACAACUUUCACCUUUUUCAUCAACAUCCUUUAUCGGAGAUUGUGUUUACAAAGGCGAGGGAAAUGCGAAUAUCGUAGUUGCACUUCCACAAGAGCAGAAAGUAAUUCGAUUUCGGAAAUCGCUGCCAGGUGAUGUUUCACCGGAUGGCGGCAAACAACGAACGGAACGACAAGUGGAAUUCGUGAGGUUUGUGGCUUUCUGUUUUUUGGGCCCGUACACGCAAGUCCCUGAGAUUCUUCGUUACGAUGCGAAAGACAUUGCUAAACUUUCAGAAGCUAUUCGACCUCUACGAUCAGAUAAACGACGUAAUAAGGAAAUCAUGGACAUAUAUGCCACAACAUUUCCGGAUUACACGUUUCUUCCAAUAAAAUUCGAUACUAAUCUCUUUCCAACUAACAGAACAUUUUGUGUUGAAAUUAAACCAAAACAGGGCUAUCUGCAAGAUAUUGAUCGGAAAUUUCAAAAAUGUCCUUACUGUCUGACACAAUAUUAUAAGUUAAGGAACAAGAUGAUUACAUGCCGUAGCACUUAUUGUCCGUUUGAUCUCUUCUCGGGAGUGGAAACUCGUAUGAAAUCGGCACUAAAAGCACUACUAACAUCACCACAGAAUAAUCUUAAGAUUUUUAAGGAUGGUGUUAUAGUUUAUGGCCAAGAAUCAACUUGCAGUGAUCUUGAACGUGUCUUGACGGAAUGGUUUCACAAUUCUAUUAAUUUUACAAAUAUAGAAUACAUUGAUCACUUUUGUAAUUUAAUUUGCACUGCUCUUUUACGUCCUCUUAUUUCGGAAGAAUUUAAGUCUAAUAUAUUUCCUGCGCAUGAAUUGCGCAAAUCUGUUAUCGAACAAGAUUCGAAGACGUCCUCAUACAUUAAUCCAGAUCUGAUAGCAAGAGCUAAGAAAUAUUUGUAUUUUACUGGAGAGACGUGCAACUUAAACGGGGAAAUAUUGCCAAAUAAUUCGGUACUAGAACGAAUACUUCAUAUGCAGCGGCUGCCUUUUAUUAGCUCAGAAUACGUUUAUAAUACGUAUUCAAAAUUUCGUUCAUGGCUAACUAAUGAUAUUAUAUAUUCUAAUUUAAUAAACAUGUUCAAACUUGAUGAUCGAAUAUCUUAUCCCAAACAAAAAAAAACUAUUAUAGGUAUUCCUGAAACAUUAAGAGACACUUAUAUACAAACAUAUGCCAAAGAUACUUCGAUUUCAAAAAAAUCCAAGUUUGACCACGACGAUUAUUGUGGCAACAAACGUAUUAAUAAAACUAGUGAAAAUAUCUUUAUAUCGAAACCAAUCUUAAUUCCAAUUGAAAAACAUAAUUUAUGGUACAAUAAAUUUAGCGUAUUAAGUAACGCAGAUAAAGUACACGAUAACGAAAAAGAAACAUAUUUUUAUGUAAAUACUGAAAGUAUACUAUGCCUGCAGAAUUAUCUCUUAUUUUCAUGUGCUAGAGAUUGUUCGAUAUUGAUGUCAUUUCGAGAAAUAAAUCCGAAUACAGUAUCGCCUGCUCUCGAUAAAAAUAUAAUACAACUUCCGGAUGGACUCAGUUUUGUUUGUAACAUCAGGAUUUCUGACAUAGAUCCGAAAAGUCUACAUUGCAUUGAAAAACAUCGGCAACGGGACAUCGAUGUUUUAAAUUCAGUAAUAUCCUUUCUAGAAGAAGAAUUUAUAAUUAAACAUCAAAAGUCGUUUGAAAAACGAUUACCGUAAUAGUAAUCUUCAACUAUAAAUUAGACCUUACUGUGUAACGUUGCUCUAUCCUCAUAUCUUUUAAAAAUAUAAAUGUUAUACAUAUAUGUAUGUUUUACGUAUCUCUAUGGUAUAUGUAAUAUUUAUAAAUGUAGAGAACAUAUGUAUAGCUGAUAUGUUUGUAGAACAUGUAUAAUACAGAAAUUAUAAUAUUUUUAUGUUACAGUUAUAUUGUAAAGUAUUCACAAUUAAUAAUGCAAAUUCACAAUUGUUCAUUAAAAUAUAUACUUUAUAUAUUCAUAUAUUCAUCUAACAUAAUCAGCAGGUUCAUUCCUCGGUCGACAUGAUAUUUUAGCUUGUUCUGAUAAUUUAACAAAAAUGUUUCAAACAAAAACUCAUCGGUAUCAGAUGAAGAAUGUGCGGAUGUAAAAAAGCUUCCAGAAGUUUCACUUUUCCAUUAACACACACACGGAGGGGAGGGGUAUCCUUUAUAUUUCUAUUAAAUAACACCAUAUAUCUUUCCUGUCAUAUUGUCAACAUGUAUCAUUUUAAUUAUCUGAUCCUAAUAACUUAAUUUGUUCCUAAAUCAGUACUUACACCUUGAUCGUCAAUACAUAUUGAUGUUCCUAAACAAAUGAAUGAAUUGGUGAUGAAGUUGUAAACUACAUUUUAUACAAACAAAUAAAUUAUAUUAUUAUAUGUAAUUAAAAAUCAACUUAUACUACAAAUAAGAAACAGAUUAUAUUGUUAUAGUAUCAGCUAGUUAAAAUGAUAUAUGUCUACAUAUUUAACAACGUUAUUAAAGUCGUCCUUUUCGGUAACUGAAGAAUAUGGCCAAAAAAUACAUAUAUGGUAUCAUUUGAAAAAUAAAGAACGAUUCAUGAUUUUUAUGAAAAAAUUACACUUUUAAUGUUUGAUACCACUGAACUUUUGUUUGAAACAUUAAUUUGUUCGAUUGCCGGAAUCAGCACAAAAAUCGUAAUUCAUGUACCACUCCGUAUAAAAAAAUAAUUAUACUAUUAUUUUAUCAAUAUAAUGAUCACUAGAUAAUCUCGGUAAUAUUUUUGUUUCAAAUUUUAAAUAUUAAUAUUUGCAUUCAGUAAAAUCAUUAUUUUAUUUAAAAAUUUGGAAAUAUUUAUAUAGUAUCUAGUUAUUAUUAAAUUAAGAUUUGUAUUUCUUAUGAUAAUAAUAUCGAGUUUAAUUAAAAGUAAUCUAAUGAUAAAUUAUUGUUCAUGGAUAACCAUUAGAUUAUUAAAUUUAAUUACCAUUAAUAUUUAAUAUUUAACAAAAUAAAAUGAAAGCAUGUACAUUACGUGAAAAUAUUUGUAACCGUUUACUUAAUAUAAAUUAAGUAAAUGCAUAGACGUCACAUUAAAUUUAUAAUGUACUGUAUAUCACAUCAUGUUUUAUUACUAACCUAUAUGCGAGUAUGUAAAUAUUUAACGAAAUAAAAAUGAUUUACAUUGUA